Messenger RNA from Adineta ricciae, 408 nucleotides. The record is from the annotation of a GenBank genome assembly. Lineage: Eukaryota; Metazoa; Rotifera; Eurotatoria; Adinetida; Adinetidae.
AUGUUAGUUAAACAUCUAGGCAGUUGCCAUUGUGGUGCAAUUAAGUUUGAAGUCGAAGCACCUGCUGAUAUACGCGUAUUUCGAUGUAAUUGUUCCAUUUGUCGUAAGAAACAAAAUAAUCAUUUUAUUAUUCCAAAACGGCAAUUCAAAUUGUUAACUGGUGCGGAUCAUCUAACAACAUACACGUUCAAUACGCAUAAAGCUCAACAUAUGUUUUGUCGAGUAUGUGGUGUCCAGAGCUUCUAUCAACCACGAAGUAAUCCCGAUUGUUAUGGUGUUAUGCCACAUUGUAUCGAUAGUGAUACGAUAAAAUCGAUUGAAUAUCUUGACUUUGAUGGCGAAAAUUGGGAAAAGUCGAUGGAUGAGUGUGCUCAGACAGGCGAAAAGAAUCCAUUUGAUAUUAAAUAA